GAGGGCGUCGCCACCGGCGAAGGCGUGGAUCCGGGGCGCGCGGGGAGAAUGAGCAGUUACAGGGGCGCGUACAGCCAGGGCGGCCUCACGGCGAGGCCCGGGUCGUUCGGCGUGGGCGGGGCGACGUCCACCUCCGCCGGGGACGUCCAGCUCCAGAUGCCUCCGGACUUUGACGUGGACGACGAGGUGGACAAGCUGCACGGCAAGGUGUCGAUGCUGAAGCAGAUGACCGGGGCGAUCCGCGAGGAGACUUCGAUCAGGGGCAAGCUGAUAGAUCAGCUCGAGGAGACGAUGGCGAACGCGGGGGCGAUGAUGAAGGAGACGAAGAAGAAGCUGGACAAGGCGUUCAAGCAGAGCAAGAGCUGGCACAUGACGUACCUGGUGUGCUUCUGCCUGGCGAUCUUCCUCGGGUGGUAUAUGCUGUACAAGAUAGGAAGGUUCGUGCGGUUCUUCACGGGAUGAGGCUCGCGGGGGUCCCGAUAGCGAACCGAUUAGGAGGAGCGCACUUAGUCGUCGAGGAUCACUCGCCCGUGUUGAUUCCAUCAAAGUUUUAGCU
Molecule: messenger RNA, 556 nt
Organism: Micromonas commoda
Lineage: Eukaryota; Viridiplantae; Chlorophyta; Mamiellophyceae; Mamiellales; Mamiellaceae
Exons: 1
Coding region: 49-462 (137 amino acids)
Source: RefSeq, a predicted model, not a curated record